Quercus robur (English oak) is the source of this 6203-nucleotide messenger RNA. RefSeq lists its product as uncharacterized. The transcript has 16 exons. Bases 189 to 4937 code for a protein of 1582 amino acids. The record is from RefSeq and is a predicted model, not a curated record. Gene Ontology annotation, biological process: RNA 3'-end processing. Gene Ontology annotation, cellular component: TRAMP complex; nucleolus. Gene Ontology annotation, molecular function: poly(A) RNA polymerase activity; mRNA binding. Lineage: Eukaryota; Viridiplantae; Streptophyta; Magnoliopsida; Fagales; Fagaceae.
UCUUUUUAAGGACCCACCGGGCCUAAUCUGGACCCCCCUAAACAAAACCCGCUUUGAACGACCCGCAUCUCCCUCACAUUUCUUCUACCCCGAGUAUCCUCUCUCUCCUACUCUCUCAUGCUCUCUGCAACUACACCUAAAACUUGUCAACUUCAGCCACCAAACCAAACCAAACCAAACCCAAUAAAAUGUCGAAACCAAAAUCAAAAUCAAAAUCAAAACCAAAUCGUUGUAAUUCCAAACCUUCACUCGCCAACUCGGUCAUGACUCAGAGCCAACUCAUCGACUCGCUCACCUCCCACAUCUCUCUCUACCACUCCCGCACCGCCGCCGACUCAGAUCUUCCUCCGCUCCAAAACUCAAACCCUAGGUCCUCAAUCCUCAAAUGGUUCUCGUCUCUCACCGUCCACCAGCGCCAAGCUCACAUCACCGCCGUCGAUUCCAGGUUCGUCCGAGUCCUCGUCGACAUGCUCGGCAAGGUCCGAACCCACGGCCAUGGCUGCUUCAUUGUCCUCCCCGAUAUUCCUUCCCGCGACGACCUCCCCAGCUUCUGCUUCAAGAAGUCGCGCGGCCUUCUCUCUCGCGUCGCCGAGUCGAACCGCUCCGAGAGACUCGUCUCCGAGUCGGUUCGGCUCUUCUCUUCCACCGAAGGGGAAAGCGUCGGCCAAUGCUCGUGCUCGGUUCGGAGCCUCGAUACGGCGACGGUGAGCGAGGAGUUUGUGGAGGAUUUGGAGAGGUUUGUGGAGACCAUGGAUGAGGUUUCGAAUGGAGGGUUUUUGAGAGGGGAGGAGAGCAAGUUGGGGUCGGAUUGGGUGGAAUUGGAGUGGUUGAAGGCGAAAGGGUACUAUACAAUGGAGGCUUUUGUGGUGAAUAGGUUGGAGGUGGCGCUGAGAUUGGCGUGGUUGAACUGUAAUAAUGGGAGGAAAAGAGGGGUGAAGUUGAAGGAGAAGGCGAGCACGGCUGCCGGCGUGGCGGCUAAUGUGUAUUGGAGGAAGAGGGGAUGUGUGGAUUGGUGGAGGAAUUUGGAUGCGGCCGCGAGGCGGAAAAUCCUGACUGUGGUGUUGGGGAAGUCCGCAAAAUCUUUGACUCAUGAGAUUUUGAAGGAGGCAAGUACAGUUUUGGAGGAUGAGAUGUGGCUUUUUAGUGCAGGAGCAGAACAUCCGGUGAGAUACAAUCAUACCAUGGAAAUGCGGAGGACUAUCCCCAGUGUUGCUGCCAAGGCAGAGUUUGGCUUGAUCAGUACCUCUGCUUCUCUUCUUGGAAAACCAACUUCCUUAGCAAAUGCAUUUAAUAGUUUGCUUGUGCUUCAUGAUAUUAUCAUGAUGAUAUCAUCAUGCCACCAUGGUGAGUAUGAUAAAGGGGAACUGUUUUUUAGUAAAUUGGGAUCUGUUUGUACCAUUUCUGAUUGUAUUUUGAGGAAACUGCGAGGAUUUCUCAAGGUUGUUUCACUUGAUUGUACAAAACUUGAACUUCUGGAAGAGGGAAUUGAGAAGUCAUUACCUUAUAAAUCCAAAGAAAAGCCUGGUGCUUGUAGCCGUAGAAAAAAAGGGAGAACCCGUAAUAUGAAAAGGGGAAAUCCUAUUCCAAGGUCUCAUCUAGAUGAUUUUCCAUGUGAAAAAUCUCUCAUGGAUCUUGAUUGUGCGAAUGCAUGUAAAGAGAAGGCAGAUUUGAUGGAGUCCCAAAAGAUUUUUGAUAUACCUCGGGGGAAGGAGACUUGCAGAGAGACAUCAACUGUUCAAAUGGAACAUGCCCAAGGAAUGGUUGUUGGAAAAGUUCAAAAUCCUGCAAGGAAGGGUAGGAAAGAUAAAAACAAAAUGAAAAAAUCUGGGUUUAAUAAUCUCAUGGAAGUGAGGAAGUAUGAGAAUUCAGUCAUGGAAGAUUCCUCGUUGUCUGCUGUUUCUCAAAAUGAGGCACCAGAUUCUGGUCGAGCAUCUCACAAUUCAACCACCCUGAAUGCCACAGAUGAUAAUAAAAUUGGUAAUAAUAUCCUUGCAUCAAAUUCCGGUCUUCCUUGUUCCGUUAAUGGGCCUACUAGGGAGGACAAUGCCACCCAAAGCAUUCAAGGAGAUUAUGUUAAUGGUUCUAGUGAAAGUUUCUGUAAUAUAGGUUCAGAGUGUUAUAAUUUAUCAAAUGAUAUGAUUGAAAAGCAAACAAUAUCUUUAAGAUUAGAGACCUUAAAUUGUAAUGUACCUUCUGCUGUGCCUGCAUUGGGGCUUGAUAAUGUUUUGAGCAAUGAAGAUAGCAAUUUCCAGAAUUGUGAAAAUAGAAGUGAAUGUGAUGUAAAAUCAACUUUCCCUGACAAACCAAUCCGAGCUUUUGACAUAAAAGAUGAAUCUGUUCUGGUUAGGGAGCAAGAGAGUGUAAAUACAUUUGAUACAGGACCCUCCAAUUCUUCAGAGUACCCACUGAAUGAGUGGCCCAAUGUUACUCCUGUUUAUUUUCCAUCUGUUAGUUCACAUCUCCCAGCUGCCACUGAUCGAUUGCAUCUGGAUGUUGGUCGGAACUGGCAUAAUCACUUCCAGCAAUCCUUCAUACCCACAAUGCAUCAUGCAAGAAACUCUCCAAUUGAAGGCGGGUGUAAGCCAAUUCUGUCUCGACCAUUGUCAAUGAGUUUAGAUUGGCCUCCAGUGGUUCGAAGUACUUGUGGACUGGCUCCCUCGGUAACCUAUAAUUAUGAUUCUGGAUUUAUCUCAAGGCGGCAGUCUACUUUCCCACAAAGUUUAAACGCUCACAGUGUGCAGCUUAAUGCUCCGAUCACUGAUGAUGAAAGGAAGUAUUCUGGGGACUUCACAGAUUCACCCGAUCUAACAAAUGCACAGGAACUAGCAGAUGAAUGUGACAGCCACUGGAUAUCAGAGGAAGAAGUUGAGGUGCAUGCUUUUUCCGGGAAAGAUUAUAAUCAAUACUUUGGUGGUGGUGUGAUGUACUGGAAUCCUUCUGAUCUCCCGGGGACGGGUUUUUCUCGACCUCCUUCCCUUAGUUCUGAUGAUAGCUCAUGGGCUUGGCGUGAUGCUGACAUGAUUAGGGCUGUUGAUGACAUGGUUGCAUAUUCUUCUUCAUAUAGUACUAAUGGUUUGACUUCACCUACUGCUGCUUCAUUCAGUUCUUUUGAUCCUUUGGGGCCUGGACACCAGCCUCUUGGUUAUGUAAUUCCAGGAAAUGAAAUACCUGGCAAGAUGUUGCAUUCCUCAUCAACAUUGGCAGAUGCGGGGGCUGAAGAGGACAGUUCUGGAACUUUGCCAAAUUUACCUAGUGAUGUUGAAGGGAAGACAGGAGAUUCCCUUCCUUAUCCUAUUUUGCCACCAAUCGUCGUUCCAAAUUGGUCGAGGGGAUCAAGAGAUUUUAAGCGUAAUCAUGAUCACAAAAGCCCUUGUGUUCCUUCUACAAGGCGGGAGCACCCUCGGAUAAAGCGGCCACCGUCACCUGUAGUGCUUUGUGUUCCAAGGGCUCCACGUCCACCACCGCCUUCCCCUGUGAGUGACUCCAGAAAACUAAGGGGUUUUCCAACUGUUAGAUCUGGCAGUUCCAGCCCUAGGCAAUGGGGUGUGAGAGGUUGGUACAAUGAUGGAAAUAACUUGGAGGAUGCUUGUUUGCGUAUGGAUGGUGCUGAAGUUGUUUGGCCUUCUUGGAGAAACAAUAAUCUGUCAGCUCGUCCAAUGAUUCAGCCUCUACCUGCAGCUUUGCUGCAGGAUCGGUUGAUUGCUAAGCUAGCUCGUGAUCAGGAACAUCCAGACGUUGCAAUCCCUCUGCAACCACCAGAGUUACAAAGCUGUCCUUCAUGGAAGACCUCAAUUUCUUUGAUGCACAGCCUCCUCCGUGAUGAGAUUGACUCAUUCUGCAAGCAGGUUGCUGCAGCAAAUAUGGCCAGGAAGCCCUACAUAAAUUGGGCAGUCAAGCGAGUUACACGAUCUCUCCAAGUCCUAUGGCCCAGGUCUCAAACACACAUAUUUGGUUCAAAUUCAACAGGUUUGUCCCUUCCAACAAGUGAUGUGGACCUUGUGGUUUGUCUCCCUCCAGUGAGAAACCUGGAACCCAUUAAAGAAGCUGGGAUAUUGGAGGGUCGUAAUGGUAUCAAAGAAACAUGCCUUCAGCAUGCAGCUAGGUAUCUUGCCAACCAGGAGUGGGUAAAAAAUGAUUCCCUUAAGACUGUGGAAAAUACAGCUAUACCUAUUAUUAAGCUUGUGGUUGAAGUACCUCACGAUCUCAUUACCUCUUCUGCCUCUAAUGUACAAUCACCUAAGGAGGAGACAACUCACAUGAAUGGUGAACAAGGCAAUAAUGUUUAUUCUGAUACGGUUGUUCUAGAAGAUUCUGCUCUGCCAAAAUGUGCACAGAUAGAUUGUGAUACUACCAAUGAUUCAAAAUCAGUUUGUCUUGACAUCAGUUUUAAGUCACCAUCACAUACAGGAUUGCAAACUACAAAGCUGGUUAAGGAGCUGACUGAACAAUUUCUAGCGGCUACACCCCUUGCUUUGGUACUGAAACAGUUCUUGGCAGAUCGUAGCCUGGACCAGUCAUAUUCUGGGGGUUUAAGUUCCCACUGUUUGGUGUUACUUAUCACACGUUUUCUUCAGCAUGAGCAUCAUCUUGGCCGGCCUAUUAACCAAAACUUUGGAAGCCUUCUGAUGGAUUUUCUGUAUUUCUUUGGGAAUGUAUUUGAUCCUCGUCAGAUGCGUAUUUCAGUACAGGGAAGUGGAGUUUAUAUGAAAAGAGAAAGAGGUUGUAGUAUUGAUCCAAUUCACAUUGAUGAUCCUCUAUAUCCAACAAAUAAUGUGGGGAGAAAUUGCUUUAGGAUUCAUCAGUGUAUCAAGGCAUUUUCAGAAGCCUAUUCUGUUUUGGAGAAUGAGCUUAUAUGCAUUCCUGAUUCUGGCGAUACUUGUUCAAGGCCACCAUAUAGACUGCUUCCAAAAAUCAUCCCAAGUAUUGAUGUAUUAUAGUGGUCCUUACAAGCUGAAGAGUAUAUAUGUGUUUGCAAGCUUAUUAGUUCAUAUAUUUUGCCAAGCAUUGCUGGAGUUUGGGAUUGUCAUGAUAUCAGACUCCUAAGUUCUGUUAUGGUUGUGAUCAAGAUGGUGCACGAUACUUCAAUGAAAAGCACUCCCUUCCCUUCCCUCCCCCACAGCUUUUGACCAGUGAAUGCUUGACUUCCUUGUUUAUCCUUUUGAUUUAGGAGUGUAUUGUUUUGCAUCUAGAUUCUUGUAUCUUGGAUUUAUUGCUGUCUUACCAUUCUUUGACAUUGACGUAAUUGGUGGGGUGUUCUCAUAUAUCACUCAAUAUAUUCUAAAGCAAUUAUAUCUGAUUUUUCUGGAAAUGUCUGUUUCUCUAUAUCUUAUCUUAGUUCAAAGGCUUUGAGAAGUUUAGUUUUUCUGGGACACUUUUGCACUUGUGCAUGAGCAUCAAAAUUUCUAGUGGUUAUGAUAAACUUCCAUGCUGUCACAUGUGAAUAUUAUAAGAAAUUCCGAAAUGUAUUUGCCUCUCUAAGGACUUAAAGUGCAUGGGCUAAGUACUUGCUGCUAACCACCCUUGGAUAGGCAGGAAAGGCUGAUUCACAUGGAGGGAUAAUGAGAGUCUUGUGCAAAUAGCAUCCCCAGGAUUCAAACUAAUAGCAGUGUCUUUUUGACUUAGUUGUUUGAAAAAGUGUUUUUAAAAUAACGAUUUUAAAACCUGCAUUUUGAAAAAAACACUUUUUUAAAUCAGAUUUAAGUGUUUGGCAAAACUAAUGAGAGGGUGCUAUUUCUAUCAAUCAAACAUUUGGAUAACAUUGGUAUAAAAUUGAUGUUUCCGUUUUGAAUUACCAAAAAGCCCUAACUAUGCUAUUAAGGUUAUCAUAUCUAUUAACUUAUUUUUUAAUUUAGACCAGAAAGCCAAGAAUGGGAGGCUAUAAAGAUGAACAUCAGAAAGUACUUAAAAUAAAAAAUAAAAUAUAAAAAAGGGAAGGGUUUGGGUUACCCUGUUUGUCUUUAAUAAAACAAAAUAACAUACAAUCAAAAACAGGAAAAUAUACAAUAGAGUAUAGAUGAAUAUAGAGAAGAAUGCACAUUAAUCUAAAAAGGUAUAAAAAAAAAAGAAUAGAGAGAGUUGAUAAGAAAAGUGGGAGAAUCUCAUCAAAAGUAGUAUAUUGGUUUUUGGGCUGGAGUCUGUUUCUGUCAUCAAUUAGAGACAAAUUUAAUGCAUAAUGGAAAGAUCAGGGAAAGAAGAUGAUAAAU